Molecule: messenger RNA, 5126 nt
Organism: Mytilus californianus (California mussel)
Lineage: Eukaryota; Metazoa; Mollusca; Bivalvia; Mytilida; Mytilidae
Product: Golgi resident protein GCP60-like
Exons: 9
Coding region: 30-1499 (489 amino acids)
Cellular component (GO): Golgi membrane
Molecular function (GO): fatty-acyl-CoA binding
Source: RefSeq, a predicted model, not a curated record
UGGACGUGGCCGGAAGUGGUAUUUCAACUAUGGCUGACACCGACAAACUUGCCAGUGAAGUCAAAACUAUGACCCUGCAAAAUGGCGAAAACACUUCCCCUGAUAAAUCGAGUGAUGAUUUUAUAAGUCAAUGGGGAUUUCCACUGCCUGACCUAUAUAAGCUUGCCUUAAGAUUUUACAAAGGUACAACGAAUGGCAGCGAAAAAGAUGGAAAGGCUAUACAUUUAACUUACAAAGAAAAGCUGAGAUUAGUAGCAUAUACAAAGCAAGCAGCCCAUGGGAAAUAUCGUAAUGAUGUAUCUCCAGAUGUUGGAUUCCUAGAUGUUGUAGGCAAUGAUAGGAGGCAAGCAUGGCAGUCUUUAGGAGAUAUGUCCAAAGAAAGUGCUAUGGUGGAGUUCAUAAAACUGGUAGAUAGUCAGUGUGGCCUACUACGACCCUACAUAGAGGCACAUAAAGCAGAAAAUAUGGAAAAAAUUAAAAAGCAAAAAGAAGCAGAAGAACAAAGAAGAAGGGAGGAAGAGGAAAAAGAAAGAAAAAGAUUGGAGGAAGAAGCUCAGAGGCAGUUAGAAAUGGAAAGAAAAAGACAAAUGGAACAAGAAAUGCAGAUAAGAACAGCUUUAAAUCAGCAGACGGCAGUACAGUUCAGUCAAUAUGCUUCUCAACAAUCUCCAGGAAAUAAACAACAGCAAGAGGAAUUGAUUCGACAGUUACAAGAACAGCAUUUCCAACAAUACAUGCAACAAGUUUAUCAACAACAGUUACUCCACCAACAACAGCAGUACCAACAGUUACAACAGAACAUGUCUUCUGUUGCUCCAACAACAACAACUAACAACAAUCCUAAUGUAACAACAGUUAUAACGAAAACAGAAACAAAAGAAAUAACACAAGCACAACAGCAACAAAUGCAACAACAACAACAACAGCCUAAUGGUCCUACAUCAGUCCCAACGGAACAACCAGACACAAAUGGCAACAAAGAAGAUUUUCCAACUCCGAUGCCAGUUUUAAUGCCUGCAUCAAUCUGGACUCGCAAAGAUAUUAAAGCCUUUAAAGACAGUGUAAAAACUAGUAAAGAGAAUGUAAUAAAGAUAGCAUCAUUGGCUACUGCCACAGUACGAGUACCAACACAUGAAGAUGGGUCAUGUUUAUUCUGGGAAUUUUCCACAGACUACUAUGAUAUAGGGUUUGGUGUAUACUUUGAGUGGACUGUAGAACCCAGUAAUGCAGUCACAGUACAUGUUAGUGAAUCUAGUGAUGAAGAAGAUUUAGAAGAAGAACAACAAGAAAAUAAAGUUGAUGUGGAGCAGGGGAGUAAGCAAGACAAUCGACCACCAACAGAUGAAAUUAUACCUGUAUAUCGGAGAGACUGUCAUGAAGAGGUGUAUUGUGGGAGUCAUGCGUACCCUGGGCAGGGCGUGUAUCUACUUAAAUUUGACAAUUCUUACUCAUUAUGGCGAUCUAAGACCUUAUACUACAGAGUUUACUACAGUAGAUAGUUUGUGUUUAUGUUAUGACGUUAUGUAAACUGUUAUUGUGUCAGUUGUAAGGCUUUUAAUAUUAUUUUAAAUAUUUGUUAAGCCAAAACUGAUUUAUCGUUAAAUGGAAGAGAGACCUGUAAACUUACACAAUUCAGAUAAGUUUUGUGAACUAUUUUAAAUGUCCCUUACAAGCUUUAAUGGGUUGAUCUUAGAAAUCAUUUAUUUUAUUGUAUGACAUAUAUCAAGCAUUUAGAUAAGCCUCUGAAACCAUGGUCUUAUAACUGUUCAAAAGAUUGCAUAAUACCUCAUGAUGCACUGUUGGUAUACAUGCUACUUGAUUUAAAUUUCAGUACAAUAGAUUUAUUGAAUCACUAAUGUGUUCUUUUGGAUGUAUUUGCCUUCGAAUAUAUUGUAAACAUCAAAUAUUGAUAGAUACUGUAAACCAGCGAUUUAUUUUCACAACUUUCCAGAGAAAAAAAAAAUUGUUGAUUUAUAUUAUUGGGAAUAUGUGAAACUUGGAUCUACCCUUAUAUAAAUAUAUCAAGAUAAAUGAGACGAUUGUGAAAAUAAAUUGCUGUGAAGUUGGCUAGAAAUAACUUAACACUAAAUUAAGUAUGGACAAAUAUUAGUUGCUUUUCAGUAAAUACAAAAAUAUUUCCAAAGUUUUUAACUUUUUAUCAUUAUAUCAUUUCAUUUUUUGUUUCAAUAACUGUCGUGUAAAUACUCCUUUUCUGAUUUGAAAACUCACAUUAAGGAACUGUUUACUAUUCUGAAAGUCACUGCAAAGAAAGAAGCAACAUACAUUUAACUUUCAUCCUGUACUAGAACACACCCGCGAAAUCGUGGGCAUUUAAAGCUAGUUGAAGUAAGUAAACUGUUGGAGGAUGAAUUUUUUUAAAAGAUUUUAUGACUGGAGAAUUUCAGGAAAGGUAUCAAAAGUAUCCUGUAUAUGCUUGAAAUAUUUAAAUAUUUGCCACUGGAUAUUAUGCUAAAAACAAUCAAUAAAUCCCUUUUAAUUGGUGAUAAUUUUUUAUAAAGUCUUUUGUUGAUAAUAUUUAUAAUAUCGUACUAACAAUGUAAACAUAAAAUUUUAAUGAAAUCUUUACACCUAAUACAUAGGGACAUAUCUCUAAAAUUAACAGAAAAUCAUUUUGCAAAAAUGUUUAAUAUUUAAAAAUAUGAAUUGAAAAUUUGGUGUAUGAAAUUUGAUAACUGUAUAAAUAAUACACAUUCAAACAAAGAAAUGUAUAGAAAAUAUUGCCUAUCCAAUCCCUUUUUUUCAGUUUUUUUGUAUGCAUAUUUUGAGAAAGUAUAUAUGUAUUAAGAAUCUAACAUUUACAUAUCCUUUUUGGUUAUAAUGAUUUUAAAGUAAUUUAUAUAUUUCAUAUUAACAUAAAGUAAAAGUUCUAUAUGACAAAUGAGCCAUUUUUGUGCCGAUUUUAUUUAUCUUUUUGAAGGGAUAAAUGAAUAACAUAGAUACACUCACUAGUUGGUUAUGAAAAUGUCUUCUUUUUGUGCAUUUUUGAGGUCUGUAUGUGGUGUACAGAAGAGAGAAUUAUGGGUCAUAAAGAUGAAGAAUAGACAAAAAUAGACAAAACAAAUAAAGAAUAGAGAAUAAUUAGGGUGCUUAAAUAGAAAGAAAAGAAAAAAAAUGACUUGAAAAAUUAAAGAAUGCAGAAAUAAAGAGGGCCCCAUCCGGACCCUCAUUUAUGUUUGGAAUUGUUUUUCUCUGUUAGUUCAUACAUAACAUUCAGUUAUAUUAUGUAAAAUUUCUUUAAUUGAUUAAUUUAACUAAACAAUACAUUCAUUUUUUAUAUGAAGUUAUAAAAUACAUGCACAUGAAGCUUCAACUAUUGUAUUUUGAGACACAAAAACACCAUAUAUUUAACAUUCUUCAUAAAAAGAGAGUUUACUUAACAUGAUUGUCCUAAUUUAUAGAUUCUUUCAAUCAACGGUAGACUUUUCAUGUACUCAUAAUUUUGAUUAUCCCCCUUUGUGUGGGUAUAUGAAUAUUGAAUAUAAAUAAUAAAUCUGUUCGGGUAUUGUUUGUAAACAUAACUCAUUCAGUGUUAACCUAGAGCAAGAAUAAAAUAUAUUUUAGAUAAAGCUUUUCAUUUGUUUACCUUUCCCUUGCUAACAUUAUCAUGAAGAGCAAAUGUAGUCGUAGAUGUUGCAUAUUUGUGGAAUAAAAUAAAAUUUUGGAAUAACUCACUAUUGUUGCAUGCCAAUCAAAAUUAAAAAAUCUUAUGAAACUUCUUUGUAAGGUAAUAAUUAGCAGAUUAAUGGACUUUUCUAUAAUUCUUGAAUAUAAACCAUACAUUUUAAUCUUUCUCCAAAUUGAGUUUGUUGUUGACAGAAAAAGGUAACCUGUUUUAGCAUGAAAUGUUGUCUUGUUUUAAAUUUCCAUUUUAUUGACAAUUGCUUAAAAAAAUUAGAAAAUUGCAUAAAUCAUACUGUCAGUUAAAAUUUUCAUUAAUAAUGGCUGCUGAUUUUGUAGUAAUCAUAUAUUUAUUGGCAAUGUAUUGGAAUUAAAAAAUAGGAAUCAUUAUCCAUAUUUUCUAGUGGUAUAGGUUUUAACUGGAUUUUUCCACUUUUUUGCCUACAGUCCUAACAUAAAAAAAAAUGUUCAAUAACAAAAAAGUAAAAAGAAAAUCCUGGAGCUAAUUUUUCCAAAAUAUUUUUUAGGCGAAAAAGUUGUUCAAGCUUGCUUUUCAUUAAUCCAAAAAGUAAAGUAAACUGAAGGAGCCUUACCAUAUUAAUUAUGCAUGCUGAAAGGGAGACUUAAUUUUUGUAAUAAUGGUUGUAAAGACUUUUGUUUGUAUUGUAUUAUUUCUGUGUGAUAUUUGAAUAUUGUCAGUAAUACUACAAAAAUUAAGAAUUCAUAUUGAAUAAAUAAGUUAAUAUUUGAAAUAUAUAUUCCCAUAUUUCUUACAUAUUUGAUAAGGAUUGUAACAAAAUGUUGAAGAGGUAAACUUCAUUCAAUAAUAUGUUAAAGGUGGGUAUUUUUGUGGGUUGAUAUUUAUGUGAUUUUAAUGUAUAAACCUAUGGUCGGGUUAUAUUUGCUCAUCCACCAAUAAGUUUCAUACCAAUAUUGUGUUAAACUAUUUGCACAGGUGGUAUUAUGCCACAUUAUACAUAAUUGCAAGAUAAGCGAAAAUAAACCCAGCACAAAAAUUUUGUCAUGCACUAACUGUAAGUCAUUCCUGUAUAAAGAAGAGUUUAUGUAUUGUGUGUGUUUUUACCAUCUUGCCAACUUUAAUGGAUUUAUGAAUUAUAUAAGCAGAGUAUUUGUGACAUAAAUGUGCAUUCAUCUUUAGUUAGAGGAGUUUUUACGAUACAUUUUGAGUCAUACAAUGAUUUAAAGUUGAGUCUAGCUGUUACUUAUUUUUUUUUUUUCACUUCUUUUGUAAAUGUUAUAUUUAUAUUGUAUAUUUUCUUUAUUAUUUAUUACCUUACGUAAUACUGUGCAAAUCCAUGGAAUAUUUUUACCACUCUGAUCACCACAUUAUUUCCCAUACUUUGUAUGAUGUAUAGAGGGACAGAUUUAGGUUACGAUAACAAUAGACUGUGAUUGGCUUCUGUUAUGUAUAAAUAUGGAAUAUUCAACUGUGGUCUUUGUUGGUUAAUAAAUUGUGAUAUACCAUG